Molecule: messenger RNA, 1368 nt
Organism: Sorghum bicolor (sorghum)
Lineage: Eukaryota; Viridiplantae; Streptophyta; Magnoliopsida; Poales; Poaceae
Exons: 8
Coding region: 41-1030 (329 amino acids)
Source: RefSeq, a predicted model, not a curated record
CCCAUCUCCAUCGUCAUUCUUCAUCUGUUUGGCGCCUUCCAUGGCCACCGCCACCCUCGCCGCUCCUCCUCUCUUUCUCUUCUCACGACCGGCGCCAGCGCAGGCGCGGACGGCGAGGAGGAGGACAGCGAGGCCCUUCCUCCGCCCCGCUUGCGCCUACGCUCUGCAAGAGGGCCAGUCCCGCCGCUUCCACCGCUUGCCGUGCGGCCUCGACCUCGAGGUCAUCGCGCAGUGCCCGCCGGCGGCGGGAGAGCGCCCGCCGCUGGUGUUCGUGCACGGGAGCUUCCACGCGGCCUGGUGCUGGGCUGAGCACUGGCUUCCCUUCUUCUCGCGGGCCGGGUUCCCCUGCUACGCCCUCAGCCUCCGCGCGCAGGGUGAAAGCAGUGUUCCACAAGAGGCAGUGGCAGGCACUCUUGAGACACAUACUGGUGAUAUUGCUGAUUUCAUCCAGAAGGAGCUCCCCUUGCCACCUGUACUAAUUGGACAUUCAUUCGGAGGCUUGAUUGUGCAGCAAUAUACAUCAUGCUUGCAAGAACUUCUGCAUCCAAAGAUUGCUGGUGCUGUCCUUGUAUGUUCUGUGCCUCCCUCAGGAAACAGUGGGUUGGUAUGGCGUUACCUUUUGACUAAACCAAUAGCUGCAGUCAAGGUGACUCUCAGCUUGGCUGCAAAAGCAUAUGCAAAUUCAUUGUCGCUCUGUAAGGAAACAUUUUUCUCAGCACAAAUGGAUGAUGAACUUGUGUUAAGGUACCAAGCAUUAAUGAAGGAGAGCUCAAAAUUGCCACUGUUUGACUUACGGAAGCUAAAUGCAUCACUGCCUGUACCUUCUGUGCCAGAAAUUACCACAGAAAUUCUUGUCAUGGGUGCAAGAAAUGAUUUCAUUAUUGAUUCUGAAGGGCUUUAUGAAACUUCAAGAUUUUACGGAGUGCAACCAGUAUGUGUGGAAGGUGUAGCUCAUGACAUGAUGUUAGAUUGCUCCUGGGAUAAAGGAGCUGAAAUAAUCUUGACGUGGUUAGAGAAACUCACACCAUGAUUGGGAUAAACUUGACAUGGUUUGACAAUUUGGAGCCCUGGUUUUUCUUGAUCUUUUUUGGUGGACAUCUGUUGGUAGGGACUUUCUAGGUUGUGCUUUGAAGUUGCUUCCAGUAUUAUUGUUUUGAUUGAAACGAGGUCCAGAUUAUCAUUUCAUUGUUUUGUUAGUCCAGAUUGCCAUGGCUCUUAUUCCCAUGUUUUAUGUGUGAUAGCUCCUCCACAACAAUAAUGUAUGUUUGCAAAACCAACAUGUUUUUUAGCAUAGAUGUGCUUUUGCUCAAGCAUAGAACUUUCAUUUGCAGAAAGUAGAGUGGAAGCAUUUGAAAUGUUGACUGUUUC